AUGGAGCGAUUUGAAGCUGGAACGAAGGCGUUGAUGGACGAAGUCGUCGCAGCCACGAAGCGAGGCACGACCACCAUUAUUGGUGGCGGUGACACGGCGACGUGCUGCAAGAAGUACGACACGGAGAGCAAGGUCAGCCACUGUAGCACUGGCGGCGGCGCCUCCCUUGAACUUCUGGAGGGGAAAGAGCUGCCCGGAGUGACAGUCCUGACCGAGAAGGCACCCACCCCGGCCAACAAUUACAGUGAUGACAACGUGUUCUCCAAGAUCAUCGACGCCACAAUUCCCUGCUUCAAGAUCUUUGAGACAGAGGACGCCCUGGCAUUCCUGGAUGCUUUUCCGAAGGUGAAGGGCCAUGCCGUCCUGAUACCAAAGCGGAAGGGUUAUUUGGCGCUAGAUGGCAUGCCAGGCGAUGCAGCGGCAGCUUUUCUCGGGGAGCUCCCGAGGCUCUGCAAAGCAGUGAAGCGAGCGACCGGUUGCCAGGCCGUGAAUGUCAUCUCGAACCUGGGAGCGGAAGCCGGGCAAAUUGUGUUCCAUCCGCAUGUGCACGUCAUUCCGCGGUAUCAGGAUGACAACAUGCUCACCAUGGCGCCCUCUGCAACCGACAUGGUGGACAAAGACGAGGCCACCGAGACCGCGACCGAGAUGAAAAAUGCCUUGAAAUCAAUCAGGGUGAAGCCGAACAAGACCUCCCAAGAGCUCCAGGCGCUGAAAGCCGAGAAUGAGGAGUUGAAGGAGAAGCUCGCAGCUCUGGAGCCCCUGAUUCAGGCGGCCAGGGUGAUCCAGAGCUACAAGCCCUCCCCGGCAUUGAGCAAGGCAACGUCUUCUGCCAAAGAGGAGGAGCAGAGGCCGAAGAUGCGGGAAAGAAGAGACAACCGCGCUCCUCCGCCGCCAGCACCGCCCCAGCGGCCCCCAGAGCGCUCUGGCAAGGGCAUGGGGAAAGCGCAGUCGAAGGGAGGCUAUGGUGGCUAUGGUGACUAUGGCGGCGGCUACCGGGACUAUGGUGACUAUGGCUACUCGGGCUACGACGCUCCUUAUGACUACGACUCGUGGCAGGACCACAGCCCGAAGGGCGGCAAGGGCCACAAGGGCUACGAGCCCCCGCAGAGCUAUGGCUUCUUCAAAGGGGGCAAAGGCAAGGGCAAGUUCAAGUGA
Messenger RNA from Symbiodinium sp. CCMP2592, 1155 nucleotides. Lineage: Eukaryota; Dinophyceae; Suessiales; Symbiodiniaceae. The record is from the annotation of a GenBank genome assembly.